AUGAAUCAAUCUUCUAAUAGUGGAAAUAAACAAAAUCAAAUUGAAAAAUAUUCAACAUUAUUUAAUGAUGAAAAUAAUCAUUCAAUUUAUAAUGGUACAUCAUUAUCUUUACAAUCAUUUGUAGAUGAUAUACCAUUUGAAUUUAAUCAAAAAUAUCGAACUAUUAUUGUUUCUAAUAUAAAUAUUCCUGAAUAUGAUACAACUAAAAUUCGUAAUAUUCUUGCUAAACCGAUCGAUUUUACAUUAGAAAACAAUGUUUUAUUAGAAGCUUUAGAAGAUUUAAAACGUAAAAAGAAAGAAAUUCAAGAAGAUAAUUUACGUCAACAAGCAACUUCACUUUCAGCAGCAGUUACAACUAAUUGUCAAACAACAAGUUCGGUAUCGAUUUCAUCAAAUACUCUAUCUGAAAAUAUUUCUUUUCCUGUAACUCUUCCACCGGUACCUCCACUAACGCAUAUACCAAACACUCAACCUACGCUACAUAUACCGAUUCCUGUCACAUCAUUUUCAGUAGCAGCUGCUCCUCCUCCACGGCCACCACCUCCAACAACAAAACCUUCUAUUUCACCAUCAUAUCGUCUACCUUCUGUACGUGAUAUAUAUUGGCCAACCGGUAAUCAACAACAAUAUAUUGUUCCUAUUAGUGGUCCAUCAACAUUAACAUCGAAUGCAUUAAAUUUACCAACGCCAAUUCGUUCAACAAAUUCAUCGCCUAGUUCAGUCACACAAAAUAAUCAGUCAUUUAAUAACUGUGAUUCAAUAGCUGCUAUGGAUUUAACUGCGACAUUUGAUGAAACAUUGGGUUCUGAUGAUCCUUUUCAUGAUGCUGAACUAAAAUCAUUGAAUGAUGUUGCUGAAUUAAGACAUUUAUAUUCGGCUAUUGGCUCAGCCAAUACUGUUCGACGAUAA
Molecule: messenger RNA, 909 nt
Organism: Rotaria sp. Silwood2
Lineage: Eukaryota; Metazoa; Rotifera; Eurotatoria; Philodinida; Philodinidae
Source: the annotation of a GenBank genome assembly